AUGAUUGUAGAACCUGGUUCAUGUCCGCCAACUUCAUUAUUGUCUACUAAUCAUCGUGAACAAAAACCUUUAAUAAAUCGUUUUCACAUGGCUAUGAGCAAACCAAGUAUAAAACAAAAUGGUCAUUUGAAUAAAAAUGAAAAUCGAACAGAUGAUGAGUAUGGAGGAGGAGGAGGUGGUGGUGGUGGUGGUGGAAAUGAAAAUGGAAAUGGAAAUGCAGAAAUUUGUCCUAAAAUAGCCAAUGGUGAUAAUCGAAAAUCUCGUUCAAACAACCAUCAUAAUCGUGGGAAUGAUCCAACUCGUUGGUGGCUUGUUCAUUUUAUUCAACGUUUUAUUGCUGAUCCAAAACGUACAUUAACUCGAAGUCGCAGUGCGACAGAUGCAACACGCUUUCUUCGUCAUAUUCAAACACGAAUAUCGCCAGCAAUUAAAUGUGAUACUGUUUAUGAAGAAUCAUCAACGAAUACCAAACGACGAAAUAGUAAUUGUGAUCAAAAUCAAUCCUCUGCUUAUACCCGAAUGCGUUCUCAAUCGGUUCCGAACAAUAGUGUUUGCAGUAAGAAUCAUCAAUUAUUAUCUUUACAACGUCAAUCGGAUACAAUGACACGUUCAUCAUCUGUACACGAUCUUCGCCGACAUGAAGUUUACCGUGCAAAUGAAUUAGACUUUGGUCCUAUUAUUGGACAAGGUUUCUAUGGUAUUGCACGAACAGUUACUUUCAGGAAAACUGGUCAGAUAAUGGUUAUGAAAGAAACAAAAACAUUCGAUAAAGAAGCUCAGAAAAUCUUCGUUAAAGAAGUGCAAGUUCUCAAACGUUUAAAACAUCCCAAUGUUCUUAAUUUCAUGGGUCUUUUACUGGAUAAAGAUAAUCAAAUGUGUUUUCUUGUUGAUUACAUUGCCGGUGGUACAUUAAAAAAUAUCAUUCAUGACUUAUCUAUUCCAUUAACAUGGUUACAACGUUUACGUUAUGCAAAAGAUAUAGCUGCCGGAAUGGAAUAUCUUCAUUCGUGUAAUAUAAUUCAUCGUGAUUUAAACAGUUCAAAUUGUUUAGUAAAAUCUGAUGGACAAGUUGUUGUGGCAGAUUUUGGUUUAUCAAGAAUAAAUCUUGAAGAUGAUGAUUAUGCAUCAGCACCAAUGAACGAUGGUUCGUCGGGAUCAUUUCGACGAGAACAACGAAGUACAAGUACAACAAUAACAUCAAAUGGAAAUAUUGUUGUAGUUAGACCUAAAACUCGUCGGCAAAUAUUAAGAGAUCGACAACGAUAUACAGUUGUUGGAUCUCCGUAUUGGAUGGCACCUGAAAUGUUAAAAGGUCAAUGCUACGAUGAACGUGUAGAUAUAUUUUCAUUUGGUAUCAUGCUUUGUGAAAUUAUCGGUCGGGUACAAGCUGAUCCUGACUAUUUACCACGAACACAAGAUUUUGGUUUAAAUGUACAUUUAUUUAAUCAAAAAUAUUGCAGUAAAGAUUGUCCAAAACAAUUCAUUGCCAUUGCUAUUGCUUGUUGUGACAUUAAUCCUGAUUCAAGGCCGGCUUUUUGCGUAUCACAUCCAUGGCUCGAAGCGCUUGCAUUAAGUGUUGAAACGGGCGUUGGCCUAUCUUCGACUUCAAAUGGAGAUAAUUCUUCUUAA
Rotaria socialis is the source of this 1629-nucleotide messenger RNA. The record is from the annotation of a GenBank genome assembly. Lineage: Eukaryota; Metazoa; Rotifera; Eurotatoria; Philodinida; Philodinidae.